GGACCAGAUCAGAGCAGACCCAUAUUCAUCGCGCUGUGCAUUCUGGGAACACAGUAGUUUCAAGAUGGCGGCGAGCAGGAGGCUGGCCAAGGAACUCGAUGAGAUCCGCAAGUCUGGAAUGAAAAACUUCCGAAACAUUCAGGUUGAGGAAUCAAACCUAUUGUCAUGGCAAGGGCUCAUUGUUCCUGACAACCCACCUUAUGACAAAGGUGCGUUCAGGAUCGAAAUCAUUUUCCCCACCGAGUACCCUUUCAAGCCUCCCAAGAUCACAUUCAAGACAAAGAUCUAUCACCCCAACAUUGACGAGAAAGGCCAGGUGUGCUUACCUGUGAUCAGCGCAGAGAACUGGAAGCCAGCCACCAAAACUGACCAAGUAAUUCAGUCCCUCAUUGCGCUGGUGAAUGACCCCCAGCCGGAGCACCCCCUGAGGGCAGACCUAGCAGAAGAAUACUCAAAGGACCGUAAAAAAUUCUUGAAGAACGCUGAAGAGUUUACAAAGAAACACGGCGAAAAGCGGCCAAUGGACUGAUCAGCUGACGAGCGUGUAGCCCUCUCUCUCUAUCUCCCUCUGCUCCUAUCUUACCUGCCCGACCAAAUGCCUCCCUUCUGUCCCCCACACUCCUCAUCACCUCCUUCGCUCACUCUGCUCCGCCCUCCUCCCCCCUACCAGUCCUCCCUGCAGCCCAGGAGCCGCCCUGCUGAAGCCAGGCAGCGGCAGCUACUGCCUCAGCCUCCUUCCCCAUCCAGGACUCUCUGUGGAUCAGACAGCUUCCUCCUCCUCCUUCUCAGCCAUAAAUCUCCAGACCAUUUCUAACUUUCUACUCUUUUCUUAAUGUGAAAACUGGGGAAAGAAAUACUAAGGGAACAUAAUGUUCAGAUGCAGAGUUAGAUGGAAAUACUCAGUAAUGUGUUCAUUUUCUGUUGGCAUUUCCUCUAUAUAAACUCCUGUGUAAAAUAGAUCUCACUUAGACAUGAUUUUUCCUAAGUAUUUUAUUUUUUGCAGAGCAGAAAAACUGAUUGAUUACUCAUUUUGUCUUUUGCCCCAUCGUCAAUACUUUUUUAAGCUAAAACACAAAUGUGAUGGACAGAAGAGAAGCUGUAGCUGAGACUGGGAGGUGAUGGCUGAGAUGUUUCUGCUUCUAGACUUGCACUGUGCUCACUGUCCUUCCCCACAGUCUGUAACCCACUGAGCAGAAACAAACUAUGGCAGGCCAUACAUGAAUUGAAUUUUUGUUGCUGAAAAUGCUAAACAAGAUUCGUGAGUGUUAAAAACACUCCAGACAUGCAGUUAUCAUCAGCAGGCCCUGAAAGACCAAUUGAACAGCACUAUCUCUCACAUGUUCUAUGAUGGGUUUUCUCAACACUCUGACCAUGCUGUAAACACUGUUCUGCAUUGUGAUUCUCUUUUUCUUAUUAAUAAUACUUGGCUUUCUCCACUUUGAAUUGUUUUGAUCUGGAUCUGAUAUAUAAAAUUGGUAAUGUGGGAAGAACCUGUUUUGUUCAUUUGAAACUUCCACACACGUCUCCUCUCCCACUGUCGGGCACCUCAGUGAAUGCACCUGCCAUACUAGAAAAAGCCUUCACCACACUGAGACAUACUCCGGCGGCAGAUGGACUGUCCGCUGCCCAGCUGGGCGGGCGGGUGGGGGGGCGGCUGGAGAAGGGCAGCCGGAAGGAAGCUCAGCUCCUGGAGAUGGUCCCAGAAACGAGCACCUUGAAGCAGCUAAGAGAGGGCUGGCUGUCCGGGGAUGUGUCAGGACAUGGAGAGGGACUGCAGUGGCCAAAAAGCACCAUGUAACAGCUGUUUGAUCUGGUCCCAAUAUUGUUUCAUAAUAAAGAUGGCUAACCAUUUGGCCUCACUGUC
Messenger RNA from Micropterus salmoides (largemouth bass), 1864 nucleotides. RefSeq names its product ubiquitin-conjugating enzyme E2L 3b (gene ube2l3b). Lineage: Eukaryota; Metazoa; Chordata; Actinopteri; Centrarchiformes; Centrarchidae. The record is from RefSeq and is a predicted model, not a curated record. The transcript is spliced from 4 exons. The coding region runs from base 65 to 529 and encodes 154 amino acids.